UCUUGGCUGUGGCUAGCGGAGCGGCUAGCAGAGAAUAUCUCCGAAGAAGAUGAGGAGAAGCUGAACAAACCGAACCGCCGCUGAGCUAAAGGAACCGAGACUGUCGCUCAGACCGGACCCGACUCAGAGACCAGCUGACAGACCUGGAGUCGCUCUGGUCCCAGAAACACACACACCCGGUCCUGCCGGGCGGCCACGGGCUAGCCGGCUAACUUAGCCAGUAAAGAGGAACUGUUGCUCCUGUUCACUUUGGAUCUAUGUCGGUUAAAAACUGCCGGAAAAGAAGUCGAGCCGAGCCCAGCCGGGCCAGAUAACACUCUGGUUCCGUCGUCAAGACUGGAAGUAGUGAUGCCGGGUGAUCACCUGCUCCGAUAAAGCCAUCCUGAAGUUAAACCAAUCUGCACACGGUCCGCUAAGUUUAGACAGGUGUUCUGUGGCGGACAGGCGGCUUCAUGACCGAACCUCCCUCACACUGACCCGGAUAAUAUGUCCACCAGGACCCCCCUGCCGACUGUCAACGAGCGGGACACCGAAAACCAUACUUCAGUGGACGAUGGUCGUGGUCAGGUGUCGUCCCGCUCUGUCCGCUCCGCUCGCUGUAAAACCUCUUCGUCCGCCACAGACGAGACACCUCACAUCGGAAACUACCGACUCCUGAAAACCAUCGGGAAGGGGAACUUUGCAAAAGUGAAACUGGCUCGACAUGUCCUCACAGGACGAGAGGUGGCGAUCAAAAUCAUUGAUAAGACCCAGCUGAACCCCACCAGCCUGCAGAAGCUCUUCAGAGAAGUCAGAAUAAUGAAGAUCUUAAAUCAUCCAAAUAUUGUGAAGCUGUUUGAGGUGAUAGAGACAGAGAAGACUCUGUACCUGGUGAUGGAGUAUGCCAGUGGAGGUGAAGUUUUUGACUACCUCGUAGCUCAUGGGAGGAUGAAGGAGAAGGAGGCCAGAGCUAAAUUUAGACAGAUUGUGUCUGCAGUCCAGUUCUGCCAUCAGAAGCACAUAGUUCACCGUGACCUGAAGGCAGAGAACCUCCUCCUGGAUGCUGACAUGAAUAUUAAAAUAGCAGACUUUGGGUUCAGUAAUGAGUUCACUGUCGGUGGGAAACUGGACACGUUCUGUGGUUCUCCUCCGUACGCUGCUCCUGAACUCUUUCAGGGUAAGAAGUAUGACGGUCCAGAGGUGGAUGUGUGGAGUCUGGGUGUGAUCCUCUACACUCUGGUCAGUGGAUCUCUGCCGUUUGAUGGACAGAACCUCAAGGAGCUGAGAGAGCGGGUGCUGCGUGGUAAAUAUCGUAUUCCUUUCUACAUGUCGACCGACUGUGAGAACCUCCUGAAACGCUUCCUGGUGUUGAACCCGGGGAAACGAGGAACUCUGGAGCAAAUCAUGAAGGAUCGCUGGAUCAAUGCCGGCUCUGACGAAGAGGCACUGAAACCCUUCAUUGAGCCGGAGCUGGACAUCAGAGACCAGAAGAGGAUCGACAUGAUGGUGGGGAUGGGUUACUCCAGAGAGGAGAUCAAUGAUUCGCUCACCAAGAUGAAGUAUAAUGACAUCACAGCCACCUACCUGCUGCUGGGACGCAAGGCUGCUGAGGUGGAGGUGAGCGACUCCUCGUCCUCCAGCAGCGUCUCUUUGCUCAAAGCUCGUCCGUCCAGCAGCAGCCAGUCUCCUGCUCACCUCCUGAACCAACACUCCUCCUCCUCCAAGCAGAGGAGGUACAGCGACCAAGUGUGUCCGGCCUCCUCUGCCGCUCCCCACUCCAGAAGGAGUCAGACGACGGCAUCGGCAGAGGGGGAGGUGAAGCAGGAGGUGGGAGGUCAGAACAGGAAGUCCAGUCCUGCGGAGGGAGGAAGUCCUCUGCUGGGGAACGCCAACAACCCCAACAUGGCCGAUAUCCCUGACCGGAGGAAGACAUCGGCCACCCCCACCAGUGGAUCGUCCAGCAUGACGAGGAGGAACACGUACGUCUGCAGCGAGAGGAACUCGACAGAUCGACACUCCGUGGUCCAGAACGGCAAAGAGAACAGUUCAGCCACCACCCCCCCUCAGAGGUCAGUGGGCGGAGCCUCCACCCACAGCAUCAGCAGUGGAGCAACUCCCCCCGACCGGCUGCGGUUCCCUCGGGGGACGGCGAGUCGCAGCACCUUCCACGGAGGUCAGCUCAGAGAGAGACGCACCGCCACGUACAACGGCCCCCCUGCCUCACCCAGCCUGUCGCACGAUGCCACGCCUCUCGCCCAAUCACGAGCCAGAGGAUCCUCCAACCUGUUCUCCAAACUCACGUCCAAACUCACACGAAGAGGUGUGUCUGAGGUUGAGAGGAACGGGCGUGCUGAGGGGUCCAGCCGUAAUGUAUCAUGUGAUCAGAAGGAGGAUGCCGGCUCUCCUGGUGCUCCUCAACCGAAGGAAUCGAAGCCCCGCUCCCUGAGGUUCACCUGGAGCAUGAAGACCACGUCCUCCAUGGAGCCUCAGGACAUGAUGAGGGAAAUCAGGAAAGUCCUGGACGCCAACAACUGUGACUAUGAACAGCGUGAACCCUUCCUGCUGCUCUGCGUCCAUGGAGACGGACACGCCGACAGCCUCGUCCAAUGGGAGAUGGAGGUGUGCAAACUGCCCCGCCUUUCGCUCAACGGAGUCCGCUUCAAACGGAUCUCAGGAACAUCCAUUGCCUUCAAGAACGUCGCUUCCAAGAUCGCCAACGAACUCAAGCUGUAGAGACGCAGACAGGCUUUCCCUCACCUGCCUCCAGUGGACAUGAAUGACUGCUGCAAAGGAUGAUGGGACUCGCAGUCCAGUGUUAUGAAGGCAACAGGAGCUGAUCUGCUGUGAUGGACAUUUGUUUUAUUUUCAAAGACCCUCUGCAGUGACUGAACUGCAGGUGUUUAGCCCCUCCCACCAAAUAAAUUACUGGGCGGGGUCAUGUGAAAGGGGCGAGGUCCUAGAAACUGUGGGCAGGUGAUGUGGAGGCAGACAGGUUGAGUCCUGUUUGUGAAUGUAAAUAGUUUGUCUGACAGAGACACACCUGGUUUUCAUGUCCAUUGUUUUCUCUUUUGUACGUGUGAGCAGUCAGCUGAUCGACAGCUGAUCACAGCUGAUCACAGCUGAACAUCAGCUGAUCGACAGCUGAUCAACAGCUGAUCACAGCUGAUCGACAGCUGAUCAACAGCUGAUCAACAGCUGAUCACAGUUGAUCGUCAGUUGAUCGACAGCUGAUCGUCAGCUAAUCACAGCUGAUCGACAGCUGAUCAACAGCUGAUCACAGUUGAACCUCAGCUGAUCCACUGCUGAUCGCAGUUGAUCGUCAGCUGAUCGUCAGCUGACUGUUGUCGUUGUUUGUUGACUGAACCUCAGGUUCACCUGUGUCUCAUUAAACACCUUGAACACAGCACAGCUUCCUGUCUGAACUGCUUGUUCUCUGAAUGACAGUGAAACUACAGCAGCCCGGAGGGGCCAUGACCACAGUUUGAACAGCUGUCAGCUCAUCUUUAGCCGUUUCUGGCUCUUCCUCAUGCAGGUGACAGAUUUCAGUCUCUGACACUUCAGCUGACCUGAGCGGCACGUGGUGCACGUUGUCAUGGUAACAGCACUGAACCAAAUCAGCUGCGGCAGUGAAGAAUUUGUGUCCAUCUGUCAGCGAGGUCGUGUGAUUGGUCAGUGAGGGUUGUUUUGAUGAUGGAACGUUUGACUGUAAAGACUUUUACAGAAAGAAGAAAAUGUUUUCUAUGGAGAACCUGAAGAACCAAACUUUACGUUUAAUUAACAAAUAAAAUCAAUUU
Molecule: messenger RNA, 3773 nt
Organism: Chelmon rostratus (copperband butterflyfish)
Lineage: Eukaryota; Metazoa; Chordata; Actinopteri; Chaetodontiformes; Chaetodontidae
Product: MAP/microtubule affinity-regulating kinase 3-like
Exons: 19
Coding region: 487-2712 (741 amino acids)
Biological process (GO): protein phosphorylation; intracellular signal transduction
Cellular component (GO): cytoplasm; plasma membrane
Molecular function (GO): protein serine/threonine kinase activity; ATP binding
Source: RefSeq, a predicted model, not a curated record